This is a messenger RNA of Drosophila gunungcola (fruit fly), 1634 nucleotides long. Its product is annotated as trypsin beta-like. Gene Ontology annotation, biological process: proteolysis. Gene Ontology annotation, molecular function: serine-type endopeptidase activity. The transcript has a single exon. The coding region runs from base 760 to 1494 and encodes 244 amino acids. Lineage: Eukaryota; Metazoa; Arthropoda; Insecta; Diptera; Drosophilidae. The record is from RefSeq and is a predicted model, not a curated record.
UUGUUUACUAUUAUAGAACUACAGAUUAAAUUUUAUAAAUAUCGGACAACAACUGUCAUAUAGCUUCCAUAGAAGAGAAUAAAAGAUUAAUAGGAAAAUAAACUAUACGCAUACAAAUCAAAAUUAAGACGUUCUGUUGAAUAUUUUUUUUAUUAGCUUCCAGGCUUCUUUUCUUGUUUUAGAUUAAUAUUAUACAUUGCUUUGCAACUUAGCUAAUUUACUUUUUUGUAACAAAUUUAAUUCUCGCUUUGUUUUAACUGCUUACGAGUUUCUGAGUCACUCAGUUAAAUAUUAAAUGUAAAGCAAGGACCGUACCUCUAUAAUUCAUAUCUUAUGUAUUAAAUAAGUAAAUGGGUAUAAUUAAUGAAACACAUUGAAUCCUUGCCUAAAAUUGCAAAAUUGCUAAGCAACAUAUGAGUCAAUAAAAUUAAAAAAAAAAACCUUGUCCACGCCCUUAAAGUUAUAUUGUUGUCACUUCUUGUGCCAAAUAUAGUCAAAACCAAUAUAGAAUUAGUAAUUAUUAUAGUAAGCAUUCCUGUUCUAUAUAUAGUCUAAUAGGUUUCGAUAUUUUAAAUGUGUCUUAUCUUAGGGGACUAAGCAAUGUUUGCAGAAUAUGAAAAAAUUACUGGAACUCCCCACGCUGAAACUUGUGCUAAAUUUAGAAAUAACUAAAGACCCUUACAGGCCUUGGCAUAUAAAAUACUAGCUCCGUCGGUAGUUCAGACAUCGUGAUCCAAGGUCGUAACCAAGCCAGUGAAGAUGUUCAUCCAGAGUUUUCUACUGCUAUUGGCUAUAAACUUCCUGUCUGCAAGACGAGUUCCUCGACCGGAGGAAAGGAUUGUCGGUGGGCAGAACAUUGAAAUAGAACAGGCUCCUUGGCAGGUGUCCCUACAAGUGAAUGGGGAACACUACUGUGGAGGCUCUAUUUACAACAAGGAUAUUAUCAUAACUGCUGCCCACUGCCGUUUUGAUAAAGAAAGACGCCGACUGGAGGCCAAAGAUUUCCUAAUUCGCGUGGGCUCGUCGUUGUUGAACUCCAAAGGAACCCUUGUCAAAGUGGCCGCCAUAAGGUCUCACGAGAAUUAUAACAGUACAAAUUUGACCAAAGACAUUGCCGUCAUGCGAUUAAGUGAGCCUCUUAAUUUCACCGACAAAGUCAAGAGUAUCCCUUUGGCCGAGAGGAAUCCUGCUCCUGGAACAGUUGCAAAGGUUUCCGGAUGGGGAGCAACAUCAGCAUUUCCAAAGCUCUCGAAUCCGGUUCACCUUCAAGGCGUAUGCGCCCGUAUAUUAGGGGUUAAUCAGUUUUUCAUUUUUGCCGGAUCUAAUGUACAAACGGCUUGUUAUGGUGACUCUGGUGGACCAUUGGUUGUAGACCAACAACUUGUGGGUGUCGUUUCGGGAAUAUUUGAAUAUUGCGAUGGUCCUACAAAAUACAUAAGUGUAUCUAACGAAAGGAGCUGGCUUUUAAAUGCCAUUGCAUCUAUUAAAUUAUAAGAUCCAAUGUAAUGAAUAUCAAAAUAUUAAACAAGUAAAUAAAAAUAAAAAAAAGUAUUUUAAUGAUACUGGGUUAAAGCAUCUUGGGAGCAUAACUAUUUGGGGUUUACUUGUACGAAUAAUCAGCACUAAUCUCAAGC